AUGGCAUCCCGAAAGAAGGUGCUCUUAAAAGUAAUUAUUCUGGGCGACAGUGGUGUUGGAAAGACUUCCCUAAUGAACCAGUAUGUGGCUAAAAAAUUCAGCAACCAGUACAAAGCCACUAUAGGAGCUGACUUCCUGACCAAAGAGGUCAUGGUGGAUGAUAGGCUUGUGACGAUGCAGAUAUGGGACACGGCGGGCCAGGAACGCUUUCAGUCAUUGGGUGUUGCCUUUUACCGAGGUGCCGACGGCUGCGUCCUUGUGUUUGAUGUCACCAUGCCUAACACCUUCCGCUCCCUGGACAGUUGGAGGGAUGAGUUUCUUAUCCAGGCUUCCCCUAGAGACCCAGAAAACUUCCCUUUUGUGGUUAUUGGCAACAAGAUUGACUUGGAAAACCGAGCGGUAUCAGCACGCAGAGCGCAAGGAUGGUGCCACAGUAAAGGGGAUAUCCCCUAUUUUGAGACCUCGGCCAAAGAGGCAAUAAAUGUGGAGCAAGCAUUCCAGGCAGUGGCCAAAAAUGCCAUGGCACAAGAAACAGACGUGGAGCUGUGCAGUGAUUUCCCCGAUCCAAUUAAACUCAAGGAUGAUCAAACAAAGCCGAAAGAAGGAUGUGCAUGUUAA
Molecule: messenger RNA, 618 nt
Organism: Candidula unifasciata
Lineage: Eukaryota; Metazoa; Mollusca; Gastropoda; Stylommatophora; Geomitridae
Source: the annotation of a GenBank genome assembly